Molecule: messenger RNA, 201 nt
Organism: Cooperia oncophora
Lineage: Eukaryota; Metazoa; Nematoda; Chromadorea; Rhabditida; Trichostrongylidae
Source: the annotation of a GenBank genome assembly
AUGGGGAAGGAGCAGUUCCGCGAGUCCGAUUUGGCUCGGAAAGUUGUUGGCGUCAAGUUUAUGCCGGCUGACAGUGAUUUCAUGCGGCAAGCAGCACAUAUUCGUGUUAUCAACAAUCGAUUGUAUGAAGAUCUUCCUGGAAAGUGGGUUCCCGCCCAAUGUGGACCGCUUGAUCUGCGCUUGGUAAGUAGCCUUAACUAA